Molecule: messenger RNA, 2417 nt
Organism: Gastrolobium bilobum
Lineage: Eukaryota; Viridiplantae; Streptophyta; Magnoliopsida; Fabales; Fabaceae
Product: probable serine/threonine-protein kinase WNK6
Exons: 8
Coding region: 247-2193 (648 amino acids)
Biological process (GO): protein phosphorylation; intracellular signal transduction
Cellular component (GO): cytoplasm
Molecular function (GO): protein serine/threonine kinase activity; ATP binding
Source: RefSeq, a predicted model, not a curated record
AGAGAGAGAGAUAGAGAAAGAAAGAGAGAGAGAGAGAGAGAGAGAAAGGAGAAGGGCUUGGUUUUGGAAGAUGAGGUGAAGGUGCCUACGUGAUUCAUCCGAUACCUCUCUUGCUCUCCCAAUUCCUAAUUCCAAUUAGGGUUCCAUUUUCUCUCUCUUUUUUCCCCAUUUUCAAUUUCCUUCUCACAAAUUAAGCUCUCAAGGGCAUAUUCUUCAGGGUAGGAUUACAGUUAUAGAACGGUAUAGAUGAGUUUGGCGGGUACAGAAAGCUCAGAAGAGGGUGCAGGGCAUAUGGAGCCUCCCGAUCCUGAUGUUCUUGAAAUUGAUCCUACUGGUCGCUACAGCAAGUAUAAAGAAGUGGUCGGCAAAGGAGCCUUCAAAACUGUUUACAAGGCUUUUGAUGAAGUCAAUGGAAUUGAAGUUGCAUGGGGCCAGGUUCAGAUUGAUGAGGUGUUACAGUCACCAGGUGACUUAGAGAGGCUUUACUCAGAAGUGCAUCUCUUGAAAUCUCUGAGGCACGAUAACAUUGUAAGAUUCUACAAUUCCUGGAUUGAUGAGAAGCGCAAGACUGUUAAUGUGAUUACAGAGUUGUUUACCUCGGGUAGCCUCAAACAGUAUCGGAAAAAGCACAAGAAGGUUGACAUGAAGGCUGUUAAAGGAUGGGCAAGACAGAUUUUAAUUGGUUUAAGCUAUCUCCACAGUCACACACCACCGGUUAUACAUAGGGACCUGAAAUGUGAUAAUAUAUUUAUCAAUGGUCACCAAGGAGAAGUUAAAAUUGGAGAUCUGGGACUGGCAACUUUCUUGGAGCGUACUAAUGCCAAGAGUGUACUUGGAACCCCGGAGUUUAUGGCACCUGAGCUGUAUGAUGAAAAUUACAAUGAAUUAGCAGACAUAUAUUCGUUUGGUAUGUGCAUGCUUGAGUUGGUGACUUCUGAGUAUCCUUACAGUGAAUGCAGAAACUCGGCACAGAUAUACAAGAAAGUUUCAUCCGGUAUAAAACCUGUUGCUCUUUCUAAAGUGAUAGAUCCGGAAGUAAAAUCAUUUAUUGAGAAAUGUCUUGUCCCAGCAUCUCAAAGAUUAUCAGCAAAGGAACUUCUGUCGGACCCCUUUCUCCAAGUGAAUGGUUUGACAAAGAAUCGCCCUUUUCCGUUGCCUGAUAUUGUUCUUCCCAAAUUGGGAGCCUUUGAAAGCCGAUGCAUGAUGUCAGAAGGUCCUGCUAGUGCACGUAAUGGAGCCAUUAUGGAUCUUGGGGAAACCGGUGAGCUACCUGUGAUCACUGUAUUUGAUAGUUCUGCUGAGGGUGCAUCGUCUUCUCCAUGUGUUGAGAUAAGAAGGUUGAAGAGAGGUGAUAUGUUCUUUCUAAAAGGAGAAGAAAAUGAUGAGAAUUCUGUAUCAUUAGUUCUACGGAUAGCUGAUCAGAGUGGACGAGCAAGAAAUAUCCAUUUCAUAUUCUACCUUGACAGUGAUACUGCUGUCUCAGUUUCAAGUGAAAUGGUUGAGCAGCUGGAACUUGCUGAUCACAAUGUUAAAUUCAUAGCUGAGUUGAUAGAUUUGUUAUUGACAAAUUUAGUUCCUGAUUGGAAACCUUGUGUAGUAAUUGAUCAUUUGGUUUCUCCAAAUGGUAAAUUGACUCAAGCGAGCCAACAGAGAGACUUGGAGUUGGCAAAAUACAAAGGAAACUCAAAACAUUCUACCGAAAUUGUGGCUGAAGAUGUACGUCCCUCAACGUCAUAUCGAAGAUCAGCUACAAAAGAAAACCAUGAUAAUAUUGAUUUUGAUGAGGUUUUAUCACAUGAAUGGAUUGGUCUUUCAAAAGCAACAAAGGCAGAUGAUUUGUGUUCUGAGAUAUCAUAUGCUUCUGCAACAACAUCUGACUUCAAUGAUAAGUUUUCAUUCAUCUCUGCUGAAUCAGGAUUUGAUAGAGGUAGUCAAUCCUCAUUUGCAUCUGAAAUUGAGGCAUCGCCUGAUUACAGGAGUAAGUCUUCAGACCUGGGAAGCAACGGCAUCAUGAGCUUCUCUAGUUAUCCCAGUGGUGUUUCCUCCUUGUCUGAAGCUGACGAUGAGUUGAGAAUAGAAUUAGAAAUGAUUGAACAGAAGUAUCAAGAGGCCAUCAAAGAAUUAUCCAAAAAAAGAAACCAGGCCAUCAUGGAGAUUAGAAGGAGAAUGUCAGACAAGAUUAUCAUAGAAUAAUUUCACCAGUCUUUUUCUUUUUUUGGUACAGAUUUUACUAGUCUUUUUUUUGUGGGGGGGCUAUAAGAGAUUUUACUAGAAUUUUUAUUAGUUACCUUUUUUGUCCCCUUCUUUCUUCAUCAUACCCGUGAAUUGACAAGUGUAAAUAGCACGGUGUGGAUGAAAACGUUCCCUUCUUAUGUCAACGAUAUUUUCUUUUUAAAGAUCUAUUGAAGUUAUCCUUG